AUGGCAAACACAACUCAACCUGCCAGAAGUUGCGUUCUGAGAGUUGGAAUCAAGUGCUGCAAAGGUUGCCAGACAAAUGCAAAGAGAAAGUUACUCAGUGUUUCUGGGGUGAGUGCAGUUGAGUAUAACGCAGAACAAGGGCUCCUAAGAGUCUCAGGUGACCCCAACCCAGAUAAGCUGCUUCGCAAGCUUGCCAAAUGGGACAAAAACGCAGAGCUUGUCUCUCUUCCUGGUGAAGUCUCUGCCCCCGCUCCUAGAACCCCUCAGCUUAACCAGACCAAGAGGAUGGGGAAGAGGACAUCAAAGUGUUUUCUUCUGAGGUGUUUCGGGACUAAGGAAAAGUUUGAGCCUUAUGGAAUAGCAGGGGAUGAAAACGGCAGCGCAACGCCCUUCAUCAACACUGUUGCGCCUCCAAUGGUGUAUCCUCCUCCUCAACCAACGCCUGGCUUCGCGACACCCAUACCAUACCCUCCUCCCUGUUUUGGGGCAAACCAACCACCUUACACAUACACUUCUGGUGGUAUGUACCAGUCACCUCCACCAACUUUCCAGUUAAGAAAGACGCAGUUUCCACAGAUGGUCAACUACCCGCACCACUGAGCUAGAAAAAACAGACGCAUGUCUGCUUCUUUUCUCUUGAAUGAAUCCACACAAUCAAUUCAAAAGUAUCCAGAAUAUUUGUCUAGGCGAUUGCCAUGCCUACAGCCUAUUGUUGGUUAUGAAUAUGCCUAAUAAUAGAAUCAUAUUGAACAACAGCAACAACAAAAAUGCUUGUACGUAAUUUUGUAUGUUCCUUCCUUCUGUGGUAUUCCGCAAGAACCAGUGAUUAGACAGUAUAAAGUUAAUAAAUAAUAAUAAUCCAAAGAUAAAAUAUAUACAUUUCCUAUUGAAAACAUGUGAUUAAUAUAGAGUUUGAUGAAUAUUAGUUGAAGUAGUGGAAUAUUUUAUUAAAACCAUUGAAAACAAUUCGUGCUAAUCGCAGCAUAUCCGUGAAUCGAAAUAAGUUAGCAAAAGCUGAUGGAGAGUGACCUAAUUAAUUUUGAGAAUCUUCUGUAUAUUAAUCUUUAGCGCGCGUACAUGGAAGAGAUUACGGUUCCUAUAUACUAUGAUCUCUUACUGAGUGCUGAUUCUCGUUUUAUACACUAAAAUUAUACAAAACAAAACAAAACAAAUACAGAAGAAAGAAAGAAAACAGGAAUCAGAAUGCGAUCCCUUUGGGACAUCAGUCAAAAAAAGCUUGUUAAAGUUUCCACCUUUCCUCUUUUCAACAACGAGAAUCUCC
Molecule: messenger RNA, 1282 nt
Organism: Brassica napus (rape)
Lineage: Eukaryota; Viridiplantae; Streptophyta; Magnoliopsida; Brassicales; Brassicaceae
Product: heavy metal-associated isoprenylated plant protein 42-like
Exons: 3
Coding region: 1-600 (199 amino acids)
Molecular function (GO): metal ion binding
Source: RefSeq, a predicted model, not a curated record